AUGGUUUGUGUUGUGUGCAUAUUGCCACCGAUACUUCUGGCUAUAUACAUUAAGUUUAUUCAACCGGUCAUACUCCGGUUAUUACCAGAAUCAUGGAAGAUGAAAUUUAAUGCACUGUUGUACCCGACAUGUCCGAUUCCAACUUCUACGCAAAAUGUUGCUACUGCGUCGGACAAAGCUCCCAAUGUUCAUAGCCGAGAUGUUCAAAAACGAGAUGAGUAUCCUGAGAGUAACAAACAAGAAUAA
This is a messenger RNA of Cercopithifilaria johnstoni, 246 nucleotides long. The record is from the annotation of a GenBank genome assembly. Lineage: Eukaryota; Metazoa; Nematoda; Chromadorea; Rhabditida; Onchocercidae.